CUGACGUGUUUAUUCUGGUGUUUUAUAUUAUAAUACUAAUGUACAUAACGCAUGCUAAAGUUUACUAYAUUUUCUCAUUUAAAUUGCAUAAAAUGAUGUACGUAAAGGGAAAUUAUUUAAGAUGGACACAAAUUAUUUUAUUUGCAACGAUUAUAUUUCCUACUAGAAUAAACUCUUCAGCAAGUGAAAAACUUCAGACACAUUCUGGAAUUUCUACUGAUUAUUCGGAUUAUGAUGAGGGCACCAGUAAGCCCGUUAAGGAUCAAGCAUCGGCCCAGAUGCCGUGUGGAGACUUCCGGCCGGGGGAAGACGAUCUACAAAUAAUCGAUUUUAUUAGAAAAUUUGGGUUGGAUUCGGCAGAAGAAAUAUAUAAAAAAAGUGUAAUCAAAGUGAUAGGAUCUAACCGUUUUCAGACCGCUUAUAGGGUGGAAAAAAUAGCACGUUUAAUAAUGCCAACAAGAAAUGUAUUUCCUUUGGGCAUACCUCAACAGUUUUCUUUUAUUGCUACGUUCAGCUCUAGAAUGGUAACCAGAGCACAGUGGCACAUACUUAAAAUUGUUGAUUACCAGAAUAGCACUAAUUUACAAAUUUCACUAAAUCAAGUUGUGGGGACCGUAGAAUUCUCUAUUGUUAAUUAUGACGGGUACUUACAAACUGUAAAAUUUGAAGCAAACUACAUUUUUGAUAGAAAUUGGCAUAAAUUACAUUUUGGAGUAUUUUAUGAUAGAGUAGUACUUUACAUAGAUUGUAAACAAGUUGGAGUUAAAAUGUUGGAACCUAGAGGUACUGUGGAUAUGUUUGGUAAUACAGCCUUAGUGAUAAAUAACGAUUAUCAAGCAGCACCAGUGGAUGUACAAUGGAUAACACUUAGUUGUGAUCCAACGAAACCACAACGGGAAGGAUGUGCUGAAUUAUAUCUAAUGAGAGAAGAAUCUGUACAAAUUCAACAACCAGAUGUAGCUACGACUGGUAGUAAUUGUCCUUUUCGAGAAAAUCAAUGCGCAAACAAACAUCCACCAAUUAUAAAUCAAAGUAAACAGGGACCGCCUGGACCACAAGGACCACYUGGACCAUCUGGACCACAAGGACAAGAAGGGCCACAGGGACUAACAGGACCACAAGGCCCUCCAGGUCAACCAGGAAUUCCAGGAGCAGAAGGCCCGCGAGGAUAUCAGGGUUUACCCGGUACACCAGGUAUACCAGCACUGCCCGCUUUACAAGGAGAAAAAGGAGAAAGAGGAGAACCUGGAAUUCAAGGUAUUAAAGGUGAACCUGGACUUCCUGGAACUAUAACUUAUAUUCCAGCUAAAUUAGAAACACAAUAUAUAAGACCGCUAGAACAAUUAGCAGAACUAACAAACACCUUCGUUGGUCCACCUGGGCCCCCUGGUCGGUCAAUUAUAGGUAAACCAGGUCCACCGGGUAUCCAAGGUCCCCCAGGCGAGCCUGGGCCACCAGGCUUAGGUAUGCCYGGUGAAAGAGGCUUUCCAGGAUCUCCUGGUAUACAAGGGUCAACCGGUUCUGAAGGACCAGUUGGGCCAAAAGGAGAUAAAGGAGAGCGUGGACCUGAAGCUGUUGCAUAUGAAGGACCACCCGGACUCCCUGGCCAACCAGGUCCGAGUGGAGCACAUGGCAGACCAGGAGAUAGAGGUGAACCAGGAAGACCAGGUCCAAUUGGUCCAAUUGGUUAUCCUGGACCUCAGGGUUCGCCAGGAUACUGUGAAAUGUGUAAUAAUGUCUACUACGCAGGUAGACCACCAACAGCUGGAAAUUUCAAAGGACCUUGAGUUAAACAUGCACAUGUAUACAAUAUAUUUUAUAUUUUAUAUUAAAUUAUAUAUUACUACAACCUUUACUAAUAAAGAUUUAUGAAAAAAUAAGCAUUUUCAAUAGAACUUACGUAAGAUAUAUCGUACUAUCGUAAGAUGAUAUUAUUAAGUACCUACAUCUAGUAUUGAUUGCAAUCAUGUAUAGAACUGUAGAAGAUUCAAAAAAUGAGAUGUUUGAUUUAUAUUUUAAUGCAAUAAAAUUGUCAGUUAAUUGGAAACAAGUAAUUCAAAUUAA
This is a messenger RNA of Diuraphis noxia (Russian wheat aphid), 2064 nucleotides long. RefSeq lists its product as uncharacterized. Gene Ontology annotation, molecular function: extracellular matrix structural constituent conferring tensile strength. Gene Ontology annotation, biological process: extracellular matrix organization. The record is from RefSeq and is a predicted model, not a curated record. NCBI's taxonomy places the organism in Eukaryota, Metazoa, Arthropoda, Insecta, Hemiptera, Aphididae.